Messenger RNA from Perognathus longimembris pacificus (Pacific pocket mouse), 4713 nucleotides. It is a transcript of the gene Aff4, whose product is annotated as AF4/FMR2 family member 4. The transcript has 21 exons. Bases 335 to 3820 code for a protein of 1161 amino acids. The record is from RefSeq and is a predicted model, not a curated record. Gene Ontology annotation, biological process: regulation of gene expression. Lineage: Eukaryota; Metazoa; Chordata; Mammalia; Rodentia; Heteromyidae. Gene Ontology annotation, cellular component: super elongation complex; nucleus.
CCUCCCCUCCGCCACUUCAGUCCGCCGUCCGGGCUCGGCUCGACCGUCAUGGAGCGGGGCGGGACCUCCGUGUCUACCGAGUGAACUGCGUCGUCGCCGCCGCCGCCGCCGUUGCCGUCGCUCGGCGAGGCCUCCGGAACCCCUGCCGCCGCCGCCGCCUUCAGCCCCUCGCCCUUGGCAGCCCGUCGCCGCCUAUCUGGGCGGGACCGACACCCCCCCCCCCCAACACCUCAUUCCCCUAAAUCGCGUCCGGUGAAGGUGCAGGCCGGGCGCCGUCGCAGCCGCCGGCGGUCGGGAGAUGGUUCGGGCCUAGCGGAGCCGAGACUGGAGCAACAUGAACCGUGAAGACCGGAAUGUGCUGCGCAUGAAAGAACGGGAAAGGCGGAAUCAGGAAAUUCAGCAGGGUGAAGACGCCUUUCCACCCAGUUCCCCUCUAUUUGCUGAGCCAUACAAAGUUACUAGCAAAGAAGACAAAUUAUCAAGUCGUAUUCAGAGUAUGCUUGGAAACUACGAUGAAAUGAAGGAUUUCAUAGGAGACAGAUCUAUACCAAAGCUUGUUGCAAUUCCCAAGCCUACAGUACCACCAACAGGAGAUGAGAAAUCAAACCCAAAUUUCUUCGAACAGAGACAUGGAAGUUCUCAUCAGAGUAGUAAAUGGACUCCAGUAGGACCUGCACCCAGCACUUCUCAGUCUCAGAAACGGUCUUCAGGCUUACAGAGUGGACACAGUAGCCAGCGUGCCAGUGCAGGUGGUAGCAGCAGCACUAAUAGUAGUGGCCAGAGGCAUGACCGUGACUCAUAUAGCAGUAGCCGGAAGAAAGGCCAGCAUGGAUCAGACCACUCCAAGUCACGAUCUUCGAGCCCUGGGAAAACCCAGGCAGUUUCUUCACUAAGCUCUAGUCAUUCCAGGUCUCACGGGAAUGAUCACCAUAGCAAGGAACAUCAGCGUUCCAAGUCUCCUCGGGACCCUGAUGCCAAUUGGGAUUCUCCUUCCCGUGUACCCUUUUCCAGUGGGCAGCACUCAAAUCAGUCUUUCCCACCAUCACUAAUGUCAAAGUCCAGUUCGAUGCUACAGAAACCCACUGCUUAUGUUCGUCCCAUGGAUGGACAGGAGUCCAUGGAACCCAAGCUGUCCUCUGAGCACUACAGCAGCCAGUCCCAUGGUAACAGCAUGACUGAGCUGAAGUCUAGCAGCAAAGCACAUCUCACCAAGCUGAAGAUACCUUCCCAACCACUGGAUGCAUCAUCAGCUUCUGGUGAUGUGAGCUGUGUGGAUGAAAUUCUUAAAGAGAUGACGCAUUCAUGGCCUCCCCCUCUAACGGCUAUUCAUACACCAUGCAAAACAGAGCCUUCCAAAUUUCCUUUUCCAACUAAGGAGUCUCAGCAGUCCAAUUUUGGCCCUGGAGAACAAAAAAGAUACAACCCUUCUGCCAAAACUUCAAAUGGACACCAGUCAAAAUCUAUGUUAAAAGAUGACUUAAAACUAAGCAGCAGUGAAGAUAGCGAUGGGGAGCAGGAUUGUGAUAAGACAAUGCCAAGGAGUACACCAGGAAGUAACUCUGAACCUUCCCAUCAUAAUAGUGAAGGAGCAGAUAACUCCAGGGAGGAUUCUAGCAGCCACAGUGGAUCUGAAAGUAGCUCUGGAUCUGACUCAGAGAGUGAAAGUAGUUCCAGUGACAGUGAGGCAAACGAGCCAUCCCAGAGCGCGUCUCCAGAGCCUGAACCACCACCAACAAACAAAUGGCAACUUGAUAAUUGGCUGAAUAAAGUGAAUCCACAUAAAGUGUCACCAGCUUCCUCUGUAGAUAGUAACAUCCCAUCAUCUCAAGGCUACAAAAAAGAAGGCCGAGAACAGGGCGCUGGGAGUAGCUACACGGAUCAGGGUGGGCCUAAAGAAACAAGUUCUGCUACUCCAGGACGAGACUCCAAAACUGUCCAAAAGGGAUCAGAAAGUGGGCGCAGCAGGCAGAAGUCUCCUGCACAAAGUGACAGCACAACACAGAGGAGAACUGUCGGCAAAAAACAACCCAAAAAAGCUGAGAAAGCAGCUGCUGAAGAGCCUCGUGGAGGGCUAAAGAUAGAAAGCGAGACCCCUGUAGACAUGCCUACUAGCAUCCCCUCCAGUAGACACAAAGCAGCCACCAAAGGCUCAAGGAAACCCAAUAUAAAGAAAGAGUCCAAAUCAUCUCCUCGGCCUACAGCGGAGAAAAAGAAAUACAAGUCGACAAGUAAAUCUUCUCAGAAGUCACGGGAAAUCAUAGAAACAGAUACCUCGUCCUCAGAUUCAGAUGAAAGCGAGAGCCUUCCCCCUUCCUCACAAACUCCUAAGUACCCUGACAGCAAUAGGACUCCUGUUAAGCCCUCCUCUGUGGAGGAAGAAGAUAGCUUUUUUCGGCAACGAAUGUUCUCUCCUAUGGAAGAGAAGGAACUCCUUUCACCCCUCAGUGAACCUGAUGACAGGUAUCCACUUAUCGUGAAGAUUGACCUGAAUCUCUUGACUAGAAUACCAGGAAAGCCUUACAAAGAAACAGAACCGCCCAAGGGGGAAAAGAAAAAUGUGCCAGAAAAGCACACAAGAGAGGCUCAGAAGCAAGCUUCAGAAAAAGUUUCCAACAAAGGCAAGAGGAAACAUAAGAAUGAAGAUGAUAGCCGAGCCAAUGAGAGCAAAAAACCCAAAACAGAAGAUAAGAAUUCAUCUGGCCACAAGACAUCCAGCAGCAGAGAAUCAUCUAAGCAGAGUGCUGCAAAAGAAAAGGACUUGUUACCUUCACCUGCUGGGCCUAUUCCUCCAAAAGAGUCAAAAACGGAGCAUAGCUCUCGGAAGAGAACUAUUAGUCAGUCUUCUUCCUUAAAGUCAAGCAAUAAUAGCAACAAGGAGAACAGUAGCAGCAGCAAAAACAGUUCGUCCACAUCAAAACAGAAGAAGACCGAAGGGAAGACUUCCAGUAGUUCUAAGGAAGCUAAGGAAAAGGCUCCAAAUAGCUCCUCUAACUGUCCUACAACUACACCGACUCCUGAGGCUUCUAAGCCACGGAGAACAAAGCUUGUCUUUGACGACAGAAAUUAUUCAGCAGACCAUUAUUUACAAGAAGCAAAAAAGCUAAAGCACAAUGCAGAUGCAUUGUCUGAUAGGUUUGAGAAAGCAGUAUACUAUCUUGAUGCUGUGGUGUCUUUCAUUGAGUGUGGGAAUGCCUUAGAGAAGAAUGCUCAGGAAUCCAAAUCUCCAUUCCCUAUGUAUUCAGACACAGUGGAGCUCAUCAAAUAUACUAUGAAGUUAAAGAAUUAUUUAGCUCCUGAUGCUACAGCUGCAGAUAAAAGACUCACAGUGCUUUGCCUGAGAUGCCAGUCUUUGUUGUACCUAAGAUUAUUCAAAUUGAAGAAGGAAAAUGCUCUCAAGUACUCAAAAACACUGACAGAGCACCUAAAAAAUUCUUAUAAUAAUUCUCAAGCACCGUCACCUGGUUUAGGAAGCAAAGCUGUUGGGAUGCCUUCCCCAGUUUCCCCGAAGCUGUCACCAGGCAAUUCUGGAAGUUACUCCUCUGGGGGCAGUAGUGCUUCCGCAAGUGGUUCUUCAGUGACCAUUCCACAGAAGAUCCACCAGAUGGCAGCCAGCUACGUUCAGGUUACAUCUAAUUUCCUCUACGCCACCGAAAUUUGGGACCAAGCUGAACAGCUUUCCAAAGAGCAGAAAGAAUUUUUUGCUGAACUGGAUAAAGUAAUGGGCCCUCUCAUCUUUAACGCAAGCAUCAUGACAGAUCUAGCUCGUUAUACCCGGCAGGGACUACACUGGCUUCGCCAGGAUGCCAAGUUGAUAUCUUGAACUGAACACAUUCUCGUUGCCUCUGAUUUUCUCCACAACACUGUGUCACAUCACGAAGGAAAACUGCCAUAACAUGCCACCUAGUCGACACUAAGAAUGAGGAAUGAUUUCUCCUCCUUGGUUUAUGUGUUGUUUUUUAUAACCCAAAGCCAUCAUAUCAAUUGACCCCUUCAGUAUUCCCAGUGUGAAAAACUUAUUUAAAUGCUUUUCAGUCUGCCGCACAUUGAUAAGGUAGUUUUAUUGAUCUCUCAGAAGAUUGACGUUCCAGUUGCAAUUCGUAAUUAAUCAAGUGAAAAUUAUUUAUUUUAAUAUUUUUAAGUUCCCAGACUGGGGCUUCUUUAAAACUUAUUUCUGACUAUAAAUUUAUUCUGUUGAAUAUGUAGUGUAAAUCUAAUGUAGGCAUUUUUAUUUAUGUAUUUGGGGAGUUUUGUUACCUAAUGUCUUUUUGUGGUAGAUCUACCAAGAGUGAGAGUUGAUUCAUCUAAAGUAGGGACGUGUUCUCUCUACACGUACUACCUGAUAUUAUUUCAGAUCUUAACUACAAUUUUAUUAUUGUAGAAUUUAUGCUUAGUGUUACGGUUACUCCUCUACACAUGAAAGAUCACUUAAAUAUGAAAUGGCAUUGUAUGCGGUUGUAAAAUGAAAUAUGUCUGAUUUGAUAUACAUUAUUUCAAAAACUGUGAACAUGUGAAUAACACUACACCAAUCAUAAGGUGACUAUAACAUGCUUUUAAUGCAUUACAAAAGAGCAGGUAUAAAACUUUCUAGGAAUAUAUCACAUUGAAAGGUAUCAUAAAAGGACAAUCUUAAGGUGAAUUUUAUUAGGACCAUGUGUUCAUUUUUGUUGCUGGUUAUUUGACACUUCAUUGAAGCCGAAUAAGUUACUCUUGUUU